Anolis sagrei ordinatus is the source of this 428-nucleotide messenger RNA. It is a transcript of the gene LYRM7, whose product is annotated as LYR motif containing 7. NCBI's taxonomy places the organism in Eukaryota, Metazoa, Chordata, Lepidosauria, Squamata, Anolidae. The record is from RefSeq and is a predicted model, not a curated record. Gene Ontology annotation, molecular function: protein folding chaperone. Gene Ontology annotation, cellular component: mitochondrial matrix. Gene Ontology annotation, biological process: mitochondrial respiratory chain complex III assembly.
GGUCCUUGCCGAAACCUGACAGAGGGAGUGGGCGUGGCUUAGUCUCUUUGAGCCAGCGUGGGCUUCUACUCUUUCUGUUUGUUGCCAUGAGAAAACGGGAGGUCUUGAAACUUUUCAAGUCUUUGCACAGAACAAGGCAAGAAGUUUUCAAAAAUGACUCCAGAGCCCUAGAAGCUGGAAGACAUAAAAUUAAUGAAGAAUUCAAAAAAAGUAAAAAUGAGACUUCUACUGAAAGGAUAGCUGAGCUUUUAAAAAUUGGUUCAGAUGUAGAAGUUAUACUAAGAACAUCUGUUCUUCAAGGCGUUCAUACAGAUGACAACAAAUUGUUGCUGAUAGCAAGAAAAGACUUGCUGCUAGAAAACGUCCCUUUCUCUGAAAAGCCAAAGCAAAAGACAUGAGUCGGAAGGAAUAAACGUUUGUGUUACUAA